Aptenodytes forsteri (emperor penguin) is the source of this 2000-nucleotide messenger RNA. It is a transcript of the gene FARS2, whose product is annotated as phenylalanyl-tRNA synthetase 2, mitochondrial. Gene Ontology annotation, molecular function: tRNA binding; phenylalanine-tRNA ligase activity; ATP binding. The record is from RefSeq and is a predicted model, not a curated record. Gene Ontology annotation, biological process: phenylalanyl-tRNA aminoacylation. Lineage: Eukaryota; Metazoa; Chordata; Aves; Sphenisciformes; Spheniscidae. Gene Ontology annotation, cellular component: cytoplasm; mitochondrion. Bases 174 to 1403 code for a protein of 409 amino acids. The transcript is spliced from 8 exons.
GGGAAAGAAAGGUUAAGCAAAACUGUGGUUUACAAUGGAUGUGUAAAGCAGCAACGAUUAAGUGGAUUCCAGUCCCUGAGAAGAAGAUACAAAGCACUGACUAAAGCUAAUGGGCAAAGGAAGCAGAGCUGAGGAAAGAUUAUCUCUGUUUGCGGAUCAUAAAAGAGUUUGCAAUGGCAAUGCUCUGGAAAUUCAUGAGAGUAGCUAAGUAUUCUAAAACAUCUUUAUCACCAAAAGUAAGGGUAAGAGGAAUUCCUGCCAAUUCAAGGCAUUCUUCAUCCAAGUCUGUACCUUCGGAUUUUGCUGCCAGCACACCCUGCUCAAAUACUGUGGAACUGCUUGGUAAAGCUUAUCCUCAAGACAUCUACAGCAAUGUCACAGAGAAGAUUCUUUCCAAGGUGGGGAAGAACUUGCACAACAAAAAGCAUCACCCUUUGUGGCUAAUCAAGGAGCAGGUGAAGGACCACUUUUACAAACAAUAUAUAGGACGCCAUGGGACACCGCUCUUUUCUGUCUAUGACGGUCUUUCUCCAGUGGUUACAGUACAGCAGAAUUUUGAUAGUUUGCUUAUCCCACAAAACCAUGCCAGCAGAAGGAAAGAGGAUAACUAUUACUUGAAUCGUGAUCACAUGCUAAGAGCACAUACAUCAGCUCAUCAGUGGGACUUGAUACACUCUGGCCUAGAUGCCUUUCUGGCAGUGGGAGAUGUCUACCGCCGUGACACAAUUGAUAACUCCCACUACCCAGUCUUCCAUCAGAUGGAAGGAGUUCGGCUCUUCUCCUGUCAUGAGUUGUUUUCCAACAUUAAAGAUGGUGAAGGCUUACAGUUGUUUGAGCAAGGUCAUCGCACUGCACACAAGCAAGAGUGUCACACCAUGGAGGCAGUGAGGCUGGUGGAGUUCAACCUGAAGCAAGUGCUCACAAAGCUCAUGGCUCACAUCUUUGGUGAUGAACUGCAAGUCAGAUGGGUAGACUGCUACUUCCCAUUUACUCACCCUUCCUUUGAGAUGGAGAUCCACUUCCAAGGAGAAUGGAUGGAGGUCCUGGGCUGCGGGGUCAUGGAGCAACAGCUAGUUAACUCAGCUGGUGCACAGGAUAAAAUUGGCUGGGCAUUUGGCUUGGGUUUGGAGAGGCUGGCCAUGAUCCUGUACGAUAUCCCUGACAUCCGACUGUUCUGGAGUGAAGAUGAACGCUUCUUGAAGCAGUUUAUUGUGCCUCACAUUUGGCAAAAAAUAAAAUUCCAGCCACUCAGCAGAUACCCACCUUUGAUCAAUGACAUCUCCUUUUGGCUGCCUUCUGAGACAUACUCUAAGAAUGAUUUCUAUGAUUUGGCUCGAACCGUUGGUGGAGACCUGAUAGAAAAGGUUGUCCUAGUGGAUGAAUUUACCCAUCCAGAGUGCUGAUCUCUGUGUCCAAUUACCUGAGGAUUUUUCUCUGCAGUCAACAUUUUGAUCAGUCAGAUCAGUCCAGUACAGAGAGCAUGAUCUGGAACUUUCGUGGCUAAAGACAACACUUCUGUGGUGUUUCAAACCUGUGGCACCAGGCGUGCGGGAGCGGUGGCACUGGACCAUUAGCGUUACCAGCACAAUGCAGCACCUUAAAAACUGGGGAGAACUGAAUGGGAACUGAAAUGCCUAAUAGUUCAAUGAGAUGUAAAUAAAAUACUUGGCCAGAAGACAGUCCUGGUUUCGGAAGAGUUCGUUUCACUUGGGCACAGGGUCAUCCGUGUCCUGGUUUCACCAUAGGUGGAGGAGGUGAUGGUGAUUAAAAUGAAACAGGAGCCCAGCUGGCUUAAAAAUGAGGGAUUGAACUGUUGCAUGAGAGUUGAAGGCACAUGUGCUUAAUCAUUUCUCCGUAAGGCUGCAGUUUUAUUCAAGGACUAGAAGGAUGCAGGUGGAUUGGGAAAUCCAUAGCACAAAUUCUCUACCAGCAUGAAUAGGGUGACAAUAAACAGGGUGACAACAUCAGUUUACCCCUGUGGAGAAAAUUGCUUAGCAUUU